Messenger RNA from Dioszegia hungarica, 1296 nucleotides. RefSeq lists its product as uncharacterized. Lineage: Eukaryota; Fungi; Basidiomycota; Tremellomycetes; Tremellales; Bulleribasidiaceae. Bases 1 to 1296 code for a protein of 431 amino acids. The transcript has 12 exons. The record is from RefSeq and is a predicted model, not a curated record.
AUGCCUCCUACCCGAGCAGCCUCGAGCAGUUCCAGCCCCGAACCCGCUGCGAAACGUCGCAAGCGUUCAUCGCCAUCAGCAUCGCCCUUGCAGGACAUUGCGGACGCUGGCGACCGCUUCGGGGAUGAGUAUGGCGCCAAGUGGGCAGAGUGGCCUGCACCGAGAUCGCAGAUGACAGCGGCUAGCGAAUUCAUACGCGACAUAGUGAAGCAUAAGCGAUCUGUGUUGCUCGUCCCGGAUAAGGAUGCCGACGGACUAUCAGCUGGGACUAUACUGUAUCAAAGCCUCGUGCACCUCGGUCUGCCAACGGAUCGAAUACAGGUGCAUCAUCUCUCAAAGGGGACCAACGUACAUUCCCAGAAGGAAGCGGAGCGGAUCGAGGCGUACAACACAGACAAGAUCGUCGUGCUGGAUCAAGGAAGCCGGCCGGGAGAGCCAAUAGCACCUGCAAGAGAUGAAACGCCUCGCGUUCUCAUCAUUGACCAUCAUCAAUCAGCCGAGUGGCCUGACCAGUCUCUGGUGCUCACUGCGUGCAAUACACCGCCAAUAGCGACUGCCGCAUUGCUGACGUAUUCCCUGGUACGGGAUCUACAUCCGAGAAUCAGGCCAGAGGAAGGCUGGCGAGCGCUUGUUGGCGUCUUUGGAGAUCUCGGACCAAGUGAAGCCAAAUGGGGAAAGGCGCCCUGGCCAGCAGAGCUUGGGGACAUGCUCAAGAGUGUUGCUGACAAAUCCAGCGUUGGCUCAAAGAACGUCUCAGACGCCGUAGCAGCCGUCAACGCGCCUCGCAGAACCGCAGACUAUAAUGUGCCAAGAGCAUGGGAUAUCAUGCUGCAAGCGAAAGGACCGAAAGAUAUCGCCAAUCACGCCUACCUCAAGCUGUGCAAGAUAGACGUCAAGGAUGAGACUGAGAAAUGGGCCCGGACAGCACCGAAGUUCUCCCUGGAUGGACGAGUAGCGGUGGUCACGAUUGAUUCUGCCUUUCAAAUACAUCCUGUUAUCGCUACGCGAUGGGCUGGGAACCUGGGGCGAAAGAGCAAAAAGCUCAUCAUGGUCAUGUGCGCCAAUAUGGGCUAUAAUCCCGAUCCCGCCAAGGUGUCCUUCUCUUGUCGGAUAGCAGCGAGUCUGCGUGACCUGCCGGACGAGGAAAGACCCAAUCUCAUCGCCCUUCUCAAGGAGUAUGGGGACAUGAUACCAGGGUUCCGCGAGCGGGUGGGGGAGGACUUUGCCCGAGGACAUAAGGAGGCCACUGGAGGGAUCAUUCAGAAGGUGAGCUCACCAUUUUGUUUUUGUCUCUAA